GGGCACAGGAACUGGCUGGAGGACGCAGGAGACAAGCAAUACAGUCCACUGCAAUCGCCUGUGAGCAAACCCUUGCCAGCUGCGAUUGACUCUCAUGCGUCCACUGGGUCCGGCGGCCACUCGUUCUGGGGCAUGCAUCUCCAACCUGCUAUUCUGGGUUUAUCACAUGGCUACAACAUACAGGAGCUGGACCUGAUGCUCGGCAUCCAACUACGAUGGUCACAACUGAGGAAACGACAUAGUACAUGCGCAUACAUGCAUGAAAGUGGUAAAUCAUACCGUAACUCGCUUACUGCCAACGUACCAUCUGACCAUAUACUUUACACUGUUGCCGAGUGCCUCGAUCUCACCGCUUCAAGAAUCACCCUUGGAUUGUUCAAAUGUUCUCCAGUCGAAGCAUCUCAUAUCACGACACAGGUCGAUCGCAAUCCAGGCACCGUAUCUGUUUCAACAUAUAGCCAGUGCUUGUUCAAGUGCUUGUUCAUGUACAGCCGACGUUACUGUUCUCCAACCGCAAGGAUCAAGCUCCGGUACCCCUACUGUCAAUCAUCGGGUUACACUCGCCUUCAAGAGCCGUCGUCUCGACCGGCGUUAGCAGUGAACUUGACAUUCACCUAUAGGCAUGUUCGCAUUCAGCUCUACAGCGGUGAUACCGUGAUAUUCUUUAUUGGGCGCGAAACACGAUACCGGUGAAAAUAAUCCACAUCUCUCUCGAAAGAUUCCCAUUUGCUAGGACUGCAUACCAUGCCAGGCCAUGGGAUCGCUCCUGAUCUAUCACAAGCAAACGACAUAUUCUUAUCCACAAUCCUCCUACGAUAACCUCCCUGCCCUGCGAAACGGCAACCCUUAAUCGUAAGCAUAAUUUACAUCGAAAUUAUUCCUCAUGCUAAGAACACCUUCUACCAUCUCCUGUAUGUUCCGACUCAACGUCGAUAUUCAUAUCACU
This is a messenger RNA of Serpula lacrymans var. lacrymans S7.9, 946 nucleotides long. RefSeq lists its product as uncharacterized. NCBI's taxonomy places the organism in Eukaryota, Fungi, Basidiomycota, Agaricomycetes, Boletales, Serpulaceae. The coding region runs from base 133 to 693 and encodes 186 amino acids. The transcript has 3 exons. The record is from RefSeq and is a predicted model, not a curated record.